This is a messenger RNA of Pocillopora meandrina, 12332 nucleotides long. The record is from the annotation of a GenBank genome assembly. Lineage: Eukaryota; Metazoa; Cnidaria; Anthozoa; Scleractinia; Pocilloporidae.
AUGAACAAUGAAAAUAGCGGAGAGGUGGAGGAUGGACAGAUAGAGUCGCCUUUGAAUGAUUCGAUUAACAGUAAUUGGAAAAUCUGCCAAGGUACUUUUAAGUAGUUAGCGUGAUUUUAUUGGAAAACUUGUCGGUUAUCUUGAGUAACUCACGAACUGUUGUUUAUCCCUGUACAGCUGUUGCCGAAAAUGCAUCAGAAAGUCUUAAACCGCCAAACAGUAAGAUAUUUCAGCUUCAAAUGGAUGAAAUUGGUUCAAGAAUUCGAGAGACCGAAGAGAAAUUGGUAACACUUGUUGCACUUUGCUGAUUAAGCCGAUUUUGAAUGAGUCCCUUUCAUUGAGAGAUAUCUUGUCGUUUUCGUUGUUGUUAUCGCAGGUGUAAAAUCGUUUUUUCUUUCUUUUUAUUUGUUUAUAAAUGUCCUUAAUUCUUUGCUUGUAGAAAUCACUCGAAAAGCAAGUGUUACUGUCUGGGGGCAGAAUUAACAAGUCGGCUGCCCCGGUCGAUAAGGAGAAGUUGCACGAAGAACUUCAAGACCUUCGCACUCAGCGCGAGAAAGUCAUCGAAGAAAGGAAACAGUGUGAUCUCGAACUCAAAGGGUUAAAUGAUCAAGUUCGGAAGAAGGUAUGUUGUAUUUUGCACUCGAAAUUCGCGAAUACCACAACGACAGUAUGUUUCUAAACUAUUUUUAGCAAGUGACAUGUAGGUUGCGAAAAAAAUUGUAGUGGUAAACCGCUAUAAAACCGCUGUUUCCGAUUUAUUUUAUUGUUAUUCUCUGAAUUGAUCUGUGAUCUUCCUUUUAAUUGAAGGGUUACCAGCUUCUUUGCUUUUUUAAUUUAUUGAUGUGAUUACAAUCGACCAUUUUUCUGUUGAAUGCGAUUUAUCGGAGUUAUGAAAUAUAACUCAAGUUUGUAACUAAAUUGGAAUUGGAUCAUCACAAAAAAAUCUUUUUAUAGCCAGUUGACCUUAUUAUGUAAUUUUUGUAACGAUGUGUUUGGAGGAACAAAUCUGUUUAGUCUACAGUAACGUGGUUUUUUUCCAAAGGGAUGAUGUUGAAAUUUGAUGUUAAUUUAUUCAACCCAAAUACACGUUUUCUUUGAGUGACAAUUAUUUAGCGAACUGAAAUUUGUAUUCACCCACCAUAGAUUUUGUGAGUUUCCCAUCUUGAAAAUGCCAAAAAAUAAUGCAAUCAAGAUUUAAAUGGUAAUUUAUAAAAUUUAACAAGUUAAAGGGAAAUGCAAAGUUAUAUUAAACAAAAAAUACCGGCUGCUAAGGAAAAAUUGUAGAAAUGGAUUUUUCAGCUGGCCAUAUAUUUUCUUUCCAUGCAUCUUCACCAUGAAGUACCAUGGACCUUCUCAUGACAGUCUCUUUUAGAACAGAAGGAAAUGUUGGUUCCAUUUGGAGGGAGGAUGGGGAAUAAUUUAAAUUUUAUUUAUUUCUUUUUUUGUUAUUUAAUUUCUAGAAUGAUGCAUGCACAAAGCUUCAAGCAGCAACAAGAUACAAAUCAGAGGCCAGAAUAGAUGAAGCUGUGAGGUUUGUGUAUUUUUUAUCUCACUAAUUGUUGAAUCAUUGUCUUGCCAUUGACCAUUUCACUUACAUGAUCUCAAUUUAAAUUCUCCACUUUGUCUUCUAUUCAUUUCUCAUGAUUGUAACUCAGAGAAUUUGAUCUUUAAUCAAAUUGUGUCCUUUGGUGAUAUUUUGUGAACUUCUCAUCAUCUUCCUGACUGAUAUUGUGUUCAUUUUUUAAGGAGAAAUUACUUAUUGGUCAUGCACGAAAGUGAGAGAGGAAAUAUGUUUACAAUAAAUUUGUUAUUGGCUAAUGUUGAAGAAAAUCUCGUGGUCAUGCAGAUUUUCUUUCAGUCUGAAACAAAGAGAUGUUAACCUGUACAAGCUAUGAUAACACCGUCAGUUAUACGAUAACGUCACAUAAUCAAAGUGAUCAAAAAUAGUGGCUCAAUUAAUUGGAGGUUGGUAUGUCUGUGCAGGAGACUAGAACACCAGAUGCAGGCACAGCAACUUAAUUUAAGGGAGGAGAAAAGGAUUGUGGCAGAGAUUGACACACUCAAGCGAUCAAAGAGAAGUUUAAAGUAAGUAACAUGAGUAGGAUAACCCCUUUACACCUGAACAUCAGCAUGCAUUUUCCCUAUACUGUUCUUUAUACAUUUCUUAAGGUGCUGACUAGGAGAGUUUGUUUAACGAUCAAGAGCUUCUUUAGUUCAUGAUCAUUUUCUUUAUUCCCAUGACCUUACUGUGUGAUUUAAAGGUGAUGAUGUGAGGAGAAAUAGGAUGCCAGUCACUCUUAGGGGUUUAAGGGUGAACCCUUAAACUCUUGCAUCAAAUUUGUAAACCUCUUUAUUGUCAACCAUACAAUUCUUGUAAUGUUGGUUCAGAGAAUUUAGAAUUGAAUCAACAAAUUAUCCCCAAAUUGAUAUUUUUCUUUAUUCUCAUCACUUAUCUGGUUGAUAUUGUAUUUAUAUUGUAAGGAGAAAUUCUUUCUUGGUCACUCAUGGGAGUUAAAGGGUAAAACAAGUAGAUUGGAAUCCCAAGUGGUGACUUCUGUUAAAUCUUGAACUCCGUAAGAGACAGAAUUUCUCCUUACAAUAUCAGUACAAUAUUUAAGCAAAUGAGUGAUGAGAUUGAAGGAAAAUAUCAAUCAGCCAGGGGAUUAUUAGUUGAUCCAAUACCAAGUUCUCUGAACUAACUUUAUAAUAAUCAUAUCAUGGUAGAUGGUAAUGGGAAUUAGUAAUGAGAUUUGGGAUUGGAAGAGUUUAAUUAAACCUUGAGAUUAAAAGAGCUUAAUUAUGUUUUGCAUUUAGGAUGCCUUGGUGUUCUUGUUGAUGUUGAUGAUGUUUUGUUUGUUUUUUUUUUUCAUUUGCAAUCUAUUUUUGAGAAAGCAAAAUCCAACUUUUGAAGAAUCACUGAAUGGUUACUGAGAUGGAAACUGCAUUCAACACAUUCAAGCAAGCAAGCACAAAAAAAAAAUUAUCUUUUAAGUACACUCUGAGACAUUUCCAUAAGGUUCAUCAGAUGUGUGAACAGUUUACUUUCAAAACCUUCAACAAUGAAUGCAAAAAAAAAAAAAAACUGAAAAUAUUUCUAUUUCACUACAGGGAAUACUUAGACCUUAAACAGCAUGUGGACCAGCUGAGGAACAAACAGAAACACUUAAGGUCACAGAGAGAUGUGAGUAACAUACAAAGCUUGUAAGAUUACAUUUUGCAUCAAAGACAGACCUCUUUCCUUUAAAGACAAAGUUUGCUCUAGAAACAGUAGAAUUACAUGUAGGUAUUUAUCUCUACUUUUAAGGAAGGAUUAGGGAUUAAUAUCCAUUUCUUGACUGAGUGGAAGGGCUAGAUAGUAAAUAUUCAGUCAUGAUGUGUGCCUGAUUGCAGUGAGGUUUGUGAAUCAUGACUAAGGGCCAAAUGUUUUCCUGUCCAGUCUGACCAAACUCAGUCAAUAAGUAUGUUAUUAUAUGACCUCAAGGUUUGAAAAAAAAUUAAAUGUUAUGUUUGAAACUAAAUAAGAUGUGAUAACUAACAUGAGAAAGGUGCAUGAUGGACUGAGCUACAGAUUCUUAAAUAGUUGUUAUUGAACAUGCAAUGUUGAAAGCGUGAAAAAGCUGCAGCACACUUCUUUAUUGAUUCAUGGUUUAUUCAAUUAUGAUUCUGUUACAAUGCCUGGGUUAACUCCCACUCACAACUCUUAGCUGUUUGGAAAGUAACAGACACAAAAAUGUCCUGUUGCAAGCACAUUGAACAAGGCCAUAUAUGAGUGAAAAAACAUCUGCAGCUAGAUGUUUGUUUGGUCGUGUUAUAGACCAAGGAAAUCACUUAAUAUAUAAGUGUCAAUCAAAUUGACUAAUUAACACAUCAUACUGUUUCCAACAGCAAGUCAGAAGAAGAGAGUAAUGCUUUUCCCUUUUUCAUUCCAGUUUUAAUUUCUCUAAGUUUAACCCUUUAAUUCCCAGAAGUGAUUCACAUGUAACUUCUCCCUAUAAUAUCUAAACAUUAUCCAGCAAACAGGUCAUGAGAAUAUUCACACUUAUCAGGUAGAAAUUGUUAUCCUGAUCAAACACCAAAUUCUUGUAACUUAUUUAUGAGGAAAUGUGUAGCAGCUAGAGGGGAGAAUUAACAAUCAGAUCUUGGGAGUUAAAGGGUUAAGACAGUGAAAACUGAAGUUUUUAGAAAAUGCUACAGCAUUGUCAGUGCAGGGCUAGACAACUCAGCUUUUUUCUACAUGGAGUUCCAUCAACCCUUGCUGUCCUAUACACAGCUUUCACUGUGGUUUUGUAAGACACUGGCAGCAUUUCUUGAUUUUAGGGAAUAACAAAAGUUCACUGUCAAAAAAUUGUCUUUAAAUGUGCUUAUUUACCAUAAAGAAGAUGAAAAUUUGUGGGUAAAAAAUAUUUUGUAAUAUUGCUUGAAGUAACUCUUUUCCACUUCGUCAGGCACAUAAUAGUUUAUUUCUGGUAUAAUUAACAAUUGCCAGUUCACUAGUAAUUAGCAAACUAUCUUUUAUCCACAAAAUUAAUGCUUAUCACUCACUUAUCAGGCAUGUGUGAGAAGAAUAAAUGGCUUGAAGGCAAGAGAAGAGAAGUUGAAGAACCAGUUAGAUUCAGCUGAUGUCUGUAAUGAAAAUGAAGAAGCAAAAAUUCAGCAGCGUGAACAUCUGAAUACAAUAGAAAUUCUCAAAAAAGGUAAAUAACUUUAAAUCAAGGCUUUUGCCUUUAUAUUUCUCGUGCGAAAUCUGUACAGUGAAGCUGCUUGAUGAAAUUGCUGUUUCAGAAACUGGCUCUGGUUGGUCCAGAGGGUGGAUAUUUCUAUCCGACAGAUAAAACACUCUCUAGAGGAUAUGUGUUAACAAAAUGUACUAUAAUUAUUAUCCAUUGGAUAGAGAUAUAUUUAGUGGACAGCGAUAUUAACCCUUCGAAUAACCAGGGCAGAAAAGUAAAAAGCAUUCUCCCGUGAGGUCGGUAGACAUGUAUACAGCACUAAAUUUGCACAUUGAAAACUUGCACGAAAUCAAUGAAUACUUUGUGGUAGGUCAUAGGGAACCUUACUUAACCCUUUAAUGCCCAUGAGUGACCAAGACAGAAUUUCUCCUUACAAUAUCAAUACAAAAUCAAGAAGACAAGUGAUGAGAACCAAGAAAAGUAUCAAUAGUCCAUUUUACAGUUGUGAGCUUGGUUGCCAAGCCUUUGAACAGGAAUGAGGCUAAGGGUGACCUUGUUAUCAUACAAACCUUGCUGCUUUUCAAAUGCAGAUUACUUUGUUAUCAUGCUAACUAGAUACUGGUCUCUAUCACAACAAGGACACCUUCAGCCUCACUCCAAAUCAAAGGCUUGGCAACUAAGCACACAACUGUAAAAUGGCCUAUUAUGGGGUUAUUACUGUCAGUAGAUGAUCCAAUACCAAAUUCUCACAAGUAACAUCAGAAGAAUUGUAUAGCAGGCAGUAAGGAGAAUUACUAAUGAGAUCUUGGGAGUUAAAGGGUUAAACCAGUGUGUGAACCUGAGCCGUUGAAUUUCCGAUCAACAGAGACAAUUGUUGGAAGAAAUGGGCUAAAGGGGUGGAAUGUUACAUUGCAAAAAAUUCAAAUUGGCAGUCUUAAAUUAUUUUUUUUCAGAGGGAGAAGUUAUCUCCAAAACUCUAGCUCAUGAAUUGUCAGGAUUUCCAAGCACCUUGCAACAAUAAAAACACUCGGUCUACAGUCUCGUACUUUUGUUUUGUUUCUUAGUGUUGGGAUGCCCUGAUAAAACACAAGCUAGAGUUUUGGAAAUAGUAUGAACAAUGUUGGUUGUGAUGACCUCUGAAAAGAUCUUUUUUAUGAACAGAAAAACACUUGGUUUUUUGAAGUAGCUUGUUUUCCAUGGCUGGGUCAAGUACAAAGGGUACUUGCAAAGUAGAUUGUAAGUAAAAUCUGUUUAUCGAUGUCUAGAUAAAUUCUCACAUUUCUCUCUUUGGUUUGAAGAGCUGGAUGACCUUCAUAGCGAGAAAAGAGAGCGGAAAGCAAAGUUUUCUAAGGAAAAGAAUGAUUAUUACUCGGCCAUUAGAGAAAUGAAGUCUCAAAAACAAAGAGAGGAGGCCACAAGGAGAAAGAAUGAAAAGCAAACCAUGAUGAAAGCUGUGUAAGUUUUGAACCAAUUGCAUUGACAGUACCUGUUUACCUCUUAUGGAAGUUUUAUGGUUUGCAAAUGAGUGAAAAACUGUUUUAAGCCUAAAAUCUCAAAUCUCGAAUCUCCCUAAGUUGGCUUAGGGAGAUUUGAAGACAGUACAUAGAUUAGGAGGGGGGCAGGUGGGUCAGGGGGGGGUAAGUUACAGCUGUUUGCGAAAAGGUUGUGGGAAAAAAGGAGAAAGAGCACCCAACAAUCUCAAAAGGUAAUCUGGUUAUCCUGUAAUCAGUGGGUUUUAAUAAGUGAAACAAACAAUUAUGGGCAAAGGGGCUAGUGAACUGGGGAUGGAUACCAACAUGUUUGUGAGUGCAGGAGGAAGUCAGGACAAUAGAGUAUUAUGUUGUAAACCAUUUUUUCUUCAGGGUACUUCAAAUUUGCUCUUAUAAAAUUUGCGUCAUUUUUGUCUUUCAUUUGAAUCAGUUCCUUAUUUUUUGUUUUUCACAAGUUUAAAAUAUAAGAAAUUCAUCAAUCCUGCUCAGCCUUUUCCUAACAGUGAUAUUUUCUUCAAUUUUCCUGAAUUCCUGAGGUCAAGGAACCAUGAACUAAAAACUGCCCACAAUGUCUUAUGGGGUUGUCUGGUGCUCUGUGCUUAUCUAACAGCCUUUCUGCAAACAGCUGUAUACAGUAAAGUGAAAUUUAAGCCCUUUAAAGUAUUUGACAAUCCCUAAACUUGAUCAGCAAAAACCUAAAUGUUACACCAGAGAGGUCCACUCUUUUGAUUGUGCACUGCAGGGAUCAAACCCUUAUGCUAAGAAAUCUGAAAUUUGAAGCCAUGUGAUUUUGUGCUCUGUACCCAUCUCACCUACUUCAGUAAUUUCAUCCCAGUCUCUCUCAACAAAUAAAAAAUGCUGGAAUUGUUCCACAUGAUUUAAAUUUAACAAAUCACCAAUAGUCCAUUUUACAGUUGCAUUCUUAGUUGUCAAGCCUUUAAACAGGAGUGAGGCUAAGGGUGACCUUGUCAUGAUUCAAACCUUGCUGCUUUUCAAAUGGAAAUUACUUUGUUAUCAUGCUGAGUAGAUACUGGUCUCUAUCACCACACAGUCAACUUCAGCCUCACUCCAAAUCAUAGGCUUGGCCACUAAAACAACUGUAAAAUGGCCUAUUGAAAAUAUACCUUCCAUGAACAGAAAACCCUUUAAAUUAUCAAUGCACAUGAAUAUAAGUUCCCUACUGAUAGAUUAGACAUGUAAAUAUGAUUUAAUCUCACCUGAGAUGUUGCAAACAUAUUUAUUUAGUAAAUUAUUUUGGUUUUUUGAAGACAUUCAGAUUAUCUGAAAGGUUUGGCUUUUGUGACCCUGUGUAGAACUCUUUGUGCUUUUUAACAGUUUAAUUGAAAUAAAUCUUUUAACUCCCAACUGACCAAUUAGUUAUUCUCCCAACUGAUACACUCCCUUGUAAAUUAGCCAGGAGAAUUUCAUUUACAUCAAGAUAACACCCACUAACUGACUGGGAAUUGCAGUGAGAAGUUACAAGUUAAUCACUAGUGGUAGUUAAAUGGUUAAAUCAUUUGUUUACACUGCAGAGUCAGUAACAGAGCCACACGACAGCUCUAUGAAAAGGAGAAAUCACUUUGUGACACUCUCAUUAGCCAUAUGGAGAAGUUGCACACAAGUUUGGUUCAUCUUCCAGAAAUUCAAGGUGCAGCUUCAACAGACAAGGAACCAGUGGUCUCUUUAUCAGCAAGUACGAACAUGUUUCUUAGAGAGUGCAUUUUAGUGUCAGUGUUUCUUGCAUUUGGUAUUGAUAAAAUUUGAUCUAGCGGUAUGUCAUUGCCAGGUGCUGAUUUUUCUUCAUCUGGUGAGGGAAUGUUUCUCAGGCGCAAGUCAGAUGCUGAUGAUCUGGUUGGUGUCUUUGCUGGAGUUCACAGAAUAUCACGCAAAGGCAGUCGCAAAGGAAGGCGUUCAUCAGCAAAAGAGGUCUGUACCUAAUUAUUGACAAAAAAAAUUGGUAUUUGAAAUAUUCACCAGCAUGGAGAUGUAUUUGUCAGAGUUUUGAGGUCAGAGUGAUUCUAAAAUACAGUAUAGUUUCAUUUACUCCCAUGAGUGACCAAGAUAGAUUUUCUCCUUACCAUGUCAAGACAAUAUCAAGCAGACAAGUGAUGAGAAUGUAGAAAAAGUAUCAAUAGGGGAUCAUUACGUGUAGCUGAUCCAACACCAAAUUCUCCAAGUUAACAUCAUAAGAAUUGUAUGGCAGACAGUACAGAGAAUUACUAUUGAGAUCCUAGGAGCGAAUGGGUUAAGUUGUACUAAUCAUUUUAAAGAAGCUAGCAAACAUUUGAAUACCUGAGUUCCAUUUAGGUUGUGUCAGAGUUACUGACAGCAACCAUAUCAGGAAGUAGAAAUGAACUUUGCCAACCAAAAUAAUUUCAGUGAAAUUUGCCAAUGACUGUUCAGGGUGUCAUGAAGGAAAUGUGAACGUUAUCAUUACCGGGCAUUUAAAGGCUCAUGACACAGAGAGAUAAACAUUGCUAGCAUAAACUUUAAUGUAACAUUGCAAAAGAUAUCCUUUUUAUGUGACUAAAAUUUUAUUUCUGGCAACAGUUUUUAUGACUUUAGAUUGUCUAGUGAUGACUUGGAAAAAGUAAAGUGCUGGAUCCUGAAUUGUCAGAGUACCAGAGAAUAAUUCCCAGCCCAAUUCAUCAAUAAUUAUGUGACUGACUAAUUUAAAUGUUAUAUUUGAUGAUUUCCCAUUAGUAACUUUCUCUAAAAAAUAUUUUUUUGCUUAAUGUAAACUUGUACUUUUACUCAAUUUCAGGCACCUCGUAAAUUGAACCUUCAUCCUGAAGUUGUUGAGCAUCUUUUAACACUUGGUUUAUCACCUCCCAGUACUGCCACUGACAUUCCAAAGGUUCUUGGAGAGCUUCACGAAAAGAAGGUAUACCUCUUUACUAAGGGUGUAUUAUUUUAGUGUGUCUGUAAAUUAUCCUUGAGCUCACCUUCUGGUUAAUAAAUAGAUUUUUUGUUAAUAAUAAAACAUAUAACUGUUUGUCUCAUGAUGAAGUCAAUUAAGAUAAAGAAAAUGACGUUUCAACUGUGUAGUGCUAGUUGUCAUCAUUCCAUGUUGUUGUACGUCUGUUCUGUAAGAGAUCACUGAAGACAUCAAAAUCUGGUAAGAACAAAAAAAAAGAGGCACAUAAGGGGCUGCCAAGUGUGUCACUAAUGUUCAGUGACAGACCCACAGCAACAUGGAAUCUAUUUUUCUUUUUUGGUGAGGAGGCAAAAAAUUGUUUAUGCAUGGUGGUGUCAUUCAUACAUCUGUCCUCCAAUAGAUCAUAUUAAGUUAAAAACCAAUAAAUUUGUAUGGAGGUCAGCUGAUUAUGUAAUUAAUAUUAGUCACAACUCCAUCCUUUGUUACCAAUCUAAGUCACUUUGAGAAGUUAUCACUGGAAUCAAGCUAACAGUUUCUUUAAUUGGUCACUAGUUGCAUUAGCUCAUUGCAUUGCAUUGAUUUUCAGGAGUUCUAUAAUAAUCCCCCUUCCUCAAGCUCUUUGUUGGCACUUGCCAGUAACGAUCCCAUGUCACCAAUAAGUGAAGAAGCUACACCAGAAUUUCCAACUAAAUUUGAGGAAAAGGAUGCAAGUAAAACCACUGAUACUUCAGCUCAAAUUGAGAGCACAGCAGAGAAAGAUGAAGAGGGAGGUGAAAAUUUGCACAUCAUUGUUCCUCAGUCUUCUUUAACUGAAGGUCAUGAAGUGUCUAGUAGAAAAAAUUUGGUUAAAGUGAACACUGAUUCAGCUGAGAACUUGAACAGCUUGGUACCAGGAACAGAUGAAAAUGUGUCAAAUGUUGAGAGAGUAGAGCUUGAAAAGUCAGCUUCUAGUGAAAUUUCUACAGACCCAGCAGUUGCCAGUGGGAAUUCUGAUAUAAAUGUAGACGGUGAAGAGAAUCACGAGCUUACAAACACUUUGAAUGAACCUACUGGUGUACCAGUCGCCUUUUCUGCACCUAGUGAUAAUUUGUGUGAUUCAGGCGAGGUUGUUGCCAACUGUUCUGAUGUGGAGAAUUUCAGUCACGUAAAGGAAGAGAAACAAAGAAUAGACCAGAUGCUCUCCAAGUCUGAACAAACAGACAUUACUUCGCAAGAUAAUAUUUCCACACCGCUUUCUCACAACAGCACAAGUGCAGAACAUCCCAAUUUCACCAGCCCAUCGCCUCACAGUCCAAAGCUCUCCUCAGAACAAAAUUGUUUGGAAAGUGCCUAUGAUAAGAACCCCCUAAAUGAUGGACACAAUAUAGUUAAAAUACAAUAUGAGAAGUGCCCUGCAUAGAUCACUAGGUUAAUCAUGUCUACAAGAUAUCUUUUAAAAACCUCUUUUACAAAUAGUAGUUAUUGUUAGGAAUGAUUCUUUCAUGAGCGUGUAUGUGCUCUUGAAUCAGCUUUUUGGAAAGCUCUCGUGUGGCAAUUAAAAUUCUAAAAUGGAAAGGGACAUCUCAAAGCUCAGUACUCAGAUAACAUAGGAAAAAGUGGCAAAUUUUAUGAAAACGAUCACUUUUAAAUGAUGUGUUAGGCAGGUUGUUCACUCUGCACUGUUACUUCUGCCAAGAUGUUGGUAAUAACCCCAUCUUUGUGAAGGUGAUUUAUGGUUUUGACACUCAGAAUGACACUUUCCAUAAUGGGCCACUGUCGCAUUUCUACCUGUAAUCUUCCCUAAAAUGUUCAGACAUAUUGGACCAAGUAGUAUUUUGACCAUAUUUAAGAAAUGUUACUAACAGACAAUAUGAGUGCUGAAAAAUUUGCAUUCAUUUCAAAUUUUCCAUUUUAAAAAAAAAAAAAAACCAGUCUUUUGUACAUAAUGAAAGGCUUGGCAUUAAGCCACAUGUAAUUUUUACUUGUGUGUGCAUUUGCAGAUCAAAUGAUACCAUAAUGAGGACCAAUUUUUAAUCAGAAUUUUUAUUAGAUAAGUCAGUAUUCUCCUUCUGGGCAAAGACUUUGCUAUUAGUGAGGUGUGAUAAGAUUGGAAAUUUGACACAAAGUUAAUUGAUUUGAACAAACUGCCUCCAUUUCAUGUGGGCAACUUUUUUAAAACUGGGUUUGAGAUGAACCAGUUGAUGCCUAAGAGUGAUUAGCAUCUAAUUUCUAAUUUCUCCUUACAAUAUCAGCCCUCAAUCACACAUUUAGGUCACAAGAACAAAUGAAAUGAUCACCAAUUAAAGAAGUUCCUGAUUGUUAAACAAAUUCUCCUUGUCAGCAUUUAUGGAAAUGUAUAGAGAACAGUAUUGAGAAUGUGCAUACUGAUGUUGGGGUGUAAAGCUAUAAGAGAUGAAAUGGCUUAAGGAAAAACUCUUUUCCUUUGAAAUAUAAUUUGUGGCUAGGCAGGACAGGUGUGGUGUUUGUUGUGUUGUAAAUAUCUAUCAAGUGGGCUCAUCAUAAGAUAUGUCAGCCGUAGGUUUCUUGUUGAACUUACCUGGCUCAGUCUGUGGUAAAAGUUUGAUUUUCUUGCUGAAUUUCUUGUGACUUUAAUUUUUCUGUGGUUUAACCCUUCAACACCUAAGAGUGAUUUACAUGUUACUUCUUCUUACAGUAUCACUGUUGAAUAAAAUACUAAGGGCAUGAGAAUCAAGGAAAUGAUCAUCUACAAGAGAAGCUCUGGAUUGUUGAACACAUUGUCUGUGUCAGUACCAUAGGAAAUGUAUAGAAAACAGUAUGGAAAAUAUGCACACUGAUCUUAGGUUUAAAUAGAUCAGGGUAUCUGAUUGAUUGAUGUGAUCUCUAUAUAUUGCAUUUUAAACAUAUUCUUUCUUCAACCCAGGAGAGAGAAAUUUAGUACAUAUUUUAAAAAUUCAAAUGUUAUGUGGGAUAGUCUAAGGUGAAAUAAAAUAUUUCACUCGAUUUGUUCUCAAUUUCAUUUUGGUUACAUGGGUCAAAUUAUUGACAUCCAUUAUAGUGAGAUUCUUGUAGCCACAGUGAAACUUCUCAUUAAAAAAAGUACCAAAAUUAAGGAAAUGAAUGAAUUUAUGUUGUCUAUACACAUAUGGUUGUGUAAGAGCAAUCUCUUUUAGAUCCAUGGAGAUAAGAAAGGACACAAAUUAACCCACCACAUUGAUUUGAUUGAGCUGUAACUUUUGGAGCGCCAGAGAGAGUUUAAAUUAGUCGCACAUUUAUAAUGUAAUUAGUGAUGGUUGUCUUAAUAAUAGUGAAUUUGUUGAUUAAAAGAGAAAAGAG